Molecule: messenger RNA, 1206 nt
Organism: Ostrinia nubilalis (European corn borer)
Lineage: Eukaryota; Metazoa; Arthropoda; Insecta; Lepidoptera; Crambidae
Gene: Or-27
Product: odorant receptor 94a-like
Exons: 5
Coding region: 1-1206 (401 amino acids)
Biological process (GO): detection of chemical stimulus involved in sensory perception of smell; sensory perception of smell
Cellular component (GO): plasma membrane
Molecular function (GO): olfactory receptor activity; odorant binding
Source: RefSeq, a predicted model, not a curated record
AUGUUACGAAAUUUUCUAUUGAGUUUAGAAAAUGACAACCACCCAUUGCUAUCCCCAACGCUAUGGGGGUUGCAAAAAUGGGGGUUAUGGCAACCGAAUAAAGGCUUGAAUUCCAAAAUAAAUAAUUUCAUACAUUUCGCGGCUACUCUCUUCGUGAUAAGCCAAUAUGUAGAGCUUUGGUUGAUAAGAGAUAACUUGAACUACGCUCUACGCAAUUUAUCAGUGACGAUGCUUAGUACUGUCUGUGUGGUCAAGGCAUUUACAUUUGUGACCUGGCAAGAUCAGUGGAAGGACGUCAUUGAUAACGUUUCGUUAUUAGAGAAACGGCAGCUGUCCAAAAAGGAUAAAAUCACCGAUAAAAUUAUCAGCGAGUACACAAAUUACGCUCGGCGCGUCACCAAUUUCUACUGGACGCUGGUAGCUGCGACAGUUUUCACAGUGAUACUAGCUCCGUUAGUCUGCUUUUUGUCGUCACCCGAUACUAGGGAACGUAUUAGGGACGGUUACGAACCGUAUCCAGAAAUAAUGAGCUCUUGGGUCCCGUUUGAUAGAAGCCGCGGUUUGGGAUAUUGGGUGACAGUUCUUGAGCACAUUUUGAUAUGUUUCUACGGGGGCGGCAUCGUAGCGACUUACGACUCUAAUGCUGUAGUCUUAAUAACGUUUUUCGCGGGGCAGAUGAAGCUUCUGAGUGUGAAUUGCUCGAGAUUGUUUGACGACGAAAAGGAAAUGACUUACGAAGAUGAUAUGGAAAAAAUUAGGGCCUGUCAUUACCACCAUCUGAUGUUGAUCAAGUAUUCCAAGAUUCUUAACAGUUUGCUAUCGCCGGUUAUGUUUUUGUAUGUGAUCAUUUGUUCUCUGAUGAUCUGUGCGAGUGGAAUACAGUUGACCACGGAAGGCACAACAACAAUGCAGCGGAUCUGGAUAGCCGAAUACCUGAUGGCGUUGAUUGCCCAGCUGUUUCUGUACUGCUGGCACAGUAACGAAGCUUUAGUCAUGAGUAACAAAGUGGACGACGGCGUCUACGCCAGUGCUUGGUGGUCACGCAGCAUCCAAGUGCGCAGAUGCGUGCUGUUACUCGCGGGCCAGCUGCGCAAGAGUGUGGUGUUCACCGCCGGCCCGUUCACUAAGCUCAAUGUGCCCACUUUUAUUGCUAUAUUGAAGGGGUCGUACAGCUACUACACUCUGUUAAACAAUAAGGAUGACUAG